GUGGCAGCAGGCGGACUCUGAUAAAGUGCUCAUUUAAUCGAAAAGAUAGAUGUCCACGGAGGAGACAUGGAACACCCUGCUUGUGUUUUGGAGGAACUAAAGCAGUUUGUUGUUAAAGACGCUUCACAAACGGCGUAUUACAUCCCAGAUUUUAUAUCAGAGGAAGAGGAGUCCUACCUUCUGCAGGAGGUCUACAAGUCUCCUAAAACUAAAUGGACUCAGCUGUCGGGUAGAAGGCUUCAGAACUGGGGAGGGUCGCCACAUCCCAAAGGCAUGUUGGUGGAGAAGAUUCCCGACUGGCUCCGGUCGUACUGCGAGAAAAUCUCCUCUCUCGGUGCGUUCAGUGGGAAAACCGCCAACCACGUGUUGGUGAACGAGUACAAACAAGGUGAGGGGAUAAUGCCCCAUGAAGACGGUUUGCUGUACCAUCCCACUGUUACCACUAUCAGCCUGGGCUCCCACACCCUGCUGGACUUCUACAGACCUGUCAGCGGCCAGGACGGGGAGGCACCGCAGACCGAGGAGAACCGAUACCUGUUCUCGCUGCUGGUGAGGCCUCGCAGUCUCCUGAUCCUGCAGGAUGAGAUGUACCGGAGCCUCCUGCAUGGUAUUCAGGGACAGGAUCGGGACUUGCUAACAGACCGGGUGGUAAACGUGUCUGCUGCCGGGGCCCAACCCGGAGAGACGCUGACCCGAGGAACGAGGGUGUCCCUCACCAUCAGACACGUCCCCAAAGUUAUAAAGACAAAGCUCGUACUGGGAAGGAAAUAA
Molecule: messenger RNA, 771 nt
Organism: Nematolebias whitei (Rio pearlfish)
Lineage: Eukaryota; Metazoa; Chordata; Actinopteri; Cyprinodontiformes; Rivulidae
Gene: alkbh6
Product: alkB homolog 6
Exons: 2
Coding region: 67-771 (234 amino acids)
Source: RefSeq, a predicted model, not a curated record